This is a messenger RNA of Cynocephalus volans (Philippine flying lemur), 3538 nucleotides long. RefSeq names its product coiled-coil and C2 domain containing 1A (gene CC2D1A). The record is from RefSeq and is a predicted model, not a curated record. Bases 215 to 3073 code for a protein of 952 amino acids. Gene Ontology annotation, molecular function: DNA-binding transcription repressor activity, RNA polymerase II-specific; RNA polymerase II cis-regulatory region sequence-specific DNA binding. Gene Ontology annotation, biological process: regulation of transcription by RNA polymerase II. NCBI's taxonomy places the organism in Eukaryota, Metazoa, Chordata, Mammalia, Dermoptera, Cynocephalidae. The transcript is spliced from 29 exons. Gene Ontology annotation, cellular component: nucleus.
UUCCAGUGGCCGCGCUCCGGUGCGGUGGCGCCAGAGGGCCGAGGCGGAAGUGGGGCGGCCACCCCGGGAGGCGAGGGCUCGGGGUCGGCGGUCGAGGGGCGCUGACGAGGGGCGCAGAGCUUAGGAAGGGCGCGUGCGCAGCGACAGGCCCCGGGGGAGGAGGCAGGGCAGGGCCGGGCGCGGGGGUCGGUGGUCCCGGCAUCCAGCCUGGAAGAUGCACAAGAGGAAAGCACCCCCAGGACCCCCGGGCCGAGGCGCCGCUGCCGCCCGCCAGCUGGGCCUGCUAGUUGACCUCUCCCCAGACGGCCUGAUGAUCCCCGAGGAUGGAGUUAAUGAUGAGGAACUGGAGGCUGAGUUCUUGGCCUUGGUGGGGGGCCAGCCCCCAGACCUGGAGAAGCUCAAAGGCAAAGGUCCCCUGCCUAUGGAGGCCAUCGAGAAGAUGGCCAGACUGUGCAUGAGAGACCCGGAUGAGGACGAGGAGGAGGGGACAGACGAGGAUGACGUGGAGGCUGAUGAUGACCUGCUGGCAGAACUAAAUGAGGUCCUUGGAGGGGAGCAGAAGACGUCAGAGCCCCAGCCACCUGUGGCCCAGCUGAAGCCUGCAGCCCCCUGCCCAGGGGUGGAGGCCACCUUGCAGGAGAGAUUGGCUCUCUACCAGACAGCAAUGGAAAGCGCCAGGCAAGCUGGGGACAGUGCCAAGAUACGGCGCUAUGACCGGGGACUUAAGACAUUGGAAAACCUGCUGGCCUCCGUCCAGAAGGGCAAUGCCAUCGACGAGGGGGACAUCCCGCCGCCCGUGGCUGUAGGGAAGGGCCCAGCAUCCACGCCCAGCCAAACCCCCGCACCCAUCCAGCUGGUCACUACAAUCACACCAGCCCCGGAGCCCAGGGUCACCAUGGAAGGGCCACCUCCCACUGCCCCAGCCUUGUCCCCAGGCUCAGCUAAGCUCCAGCUGCCCCCAGGCCCCUGCGGCCCUGGUCCCCUAGCCCAGUUGCAGAGCCGCCAGCGGGAAUACAAGCUGGCUGCCCUCCACGCCAAGCAGCAGGGAGAUACCGCUGCAGCCGCCAGACACUUCCGUGUGGCCAAGAGCUUCGAUGCUAUCUUGGAGGCUCUGAGUCGGGGGGAGCCCGUGGACCUGUCCCGCCUGCCCCCUCCACCUGAUCAGCUGCCCCCGGACCCACCAUCACCACCACCGCAGCCUCCGACUCCUGCCACGGCACCCUCCAUGCCAGAGGUUCCCCCACCCCCACGGACCCUGCUGGAGGCGCUGGAGCAACGGAUGGAGCGGUACCAUGUGGCCGCAGCCCAGGCCAAGGCCAAGGGGGACCAGCGGAAAGCCCGCAUGCACGAGCGCAUCGUCAAGCAAUACCAAGAUGCCAUCCGAGCCCACAAGGCGGGCCGAGCCGUGGACGUGGCUGAACUACCUGUGCCCCCAGGCUUUCCCCCCAUCCAGGGCCUGGAGGCCACCGAGCCCACCCAGCAGAGCCUGGUGGGGGUCCUAGAGACUGCCAUGAAGCUGGCCAACCAGGACGAAGGCCCAGAGGACGAAGAGGAUGAGGCGCCUAAGAAGCAGCUAAACAGUCCUGUGGCUCCCACAGCCCAGCCCAAGGCCCCACCCUCAAGGGCUCCCCAGUCAGGAUCAGCCCCAGCAGCCAAAGCAGCCCCCAAAGGCACAUCCACCAGAGCUCAGCAGCAGCUGGCCUUCCUGGAGGGCCGCAAGAAGCAGCUCCUGCAGGCCGCACUGCGAGCCAAGCAAAAGAAUGACAUGGAGGGUGCCAAGAUGCACCUGCGCCAGGCCAAGGGACUGGAGCCCAUGCUGGAGGCCUCGCGCAACGGGCUGCCUGUGGACAUUGCCAAGGUGCCGCCUGCCCCCGUCAACAAGGAUGACUUUGCCCUGGUCCAGCGGCCUGGCCCCGGUCUGUCUCAGGAGGCCAUCCGGCGCUACGGUGAACUCACCAAGCUGAUACGACAGCAGCAUGAGAUGUGCCUGAACCACUCUAACCAAUUCACCCAGCUGGGCAACAUCACUGAAACCAGCAAGUUUGAGAAGCUGGCAGAGGACUGUAAGCGGAGCAUGGAGACUCUGAAGCAGGCCUUCGCUCGGGGUCUCCCAACACCUGUCGCCCGCUUCGAGCAGAGGACCAUCAGCAUCAUCAAGAUCUUCCCCGACCUCAGCAGCAACGACAUGCUCCUUUUCAUCGUGAAGGGCAUCAACUUGCCCACACCUGCAGGGCUGUCCCCCAGCGACCUGGAUGUCUUUGUCCGGUUUGAUUUCCCCUAUCCCAACGUGGAGGAAGCUCAGAAAGACAAGACCAGCGUGAUCAAGAACACAGACUCUCCUGAGUUCAAAGAGCAGUUCAAACUCUGCAUCAACCGCAGCCACCGUGGCUUCCGAAGAGCCAUCCAGACCAAAGGCAUCAAGUUUGAAGUCGUCCACAAGGGAGGGCUAUUCAAGACUGACCGGGUGCUGGGGACAGCGCAGCUGAAGCUGGACACCCUGGACUCAGCGUGUGAGGUCCGGGAGAUCCUUGAGGUUCUAGAUGGUCGCCGGCCCACAGGGGGGCGGCUGGAGGUGAUGGUCAGGAUUCGGGAGCCACUGACAGCCCAGCAAUUGGAGACAACGACCGAGAGGUGGCUGGUCAUAGACCCCGUGCCAGCAGCUGUGCCCACACAGGUGGCAGGGCCCAGAGGAAAAGCCCCUCCCAUGCCAGCCCCUGCAAGGGAACCAGGUAACAGAUCAGCCCGGCCCAUGCAUAGCCUCAGUGUGCUGGCCUUCGACCAAGAGCGUCUGGAGCGGAAGAUCCUAGCCCUCAGGCAGGCGCGGCGGCCAGUGCCCCCAGAGGUGGCUCAGCAGUACCAGGACAUCGUGCAACGCAGCCAGUGGCAGAGAGCACAGCUGGAGCAGGGGGGCACAGCCGUCCGGAGGGAGUACGCAGCCCAGCUGGAGCGUCAGCUGCAGUUCUACACGGAGGCCGCCCGGCGCCUGGGCAGCGACGGCAGCAGGGACGCCGCAAAGGAGGCGCUCUACAGGCGGAACCUGGUCGAGAGUGAGCUGCAGCGGCUCCGCAGGUGAGGGCCUGAGGGGGCAGGCAGCCCACAGCCCGGCACUGGAAAGAGCAGACAGCCACCGACCAGACAAGCAGACAAUCACUGGACAAUCGGCUCUGGACUCGUCCCCCACCCAGGUCCCCAGCCCAGCCAGAGCCUCCGUGGCUGGGAGUGUCAGGGAUGGUGCCCUCCAGCCAGCGUGUGCCCCAGGCCUGGCUGAGUGGGCCCCAGAGAGAGUCCUGUUUGCACAGUCCAGGGGUAUCUGGCCUCUGGCCUACCCUGGAGUAGGGAGGGGUGGCUGGGACCAAGCCCCGAGGGCCCCUGCAAGCACUUUACUUCCUGUCCCUCCCUGGCCUUAACCCUAAAACCCUCUCACACCCCAAAGAAGCCGCUGAGGCUGGCCGAGCCCUGCUGGCUCCCCAGGGGGUUGCCUGGCCCAGCUGGGCCCCCAGGGCCAAAAAACAGAAUAAACAGCCAGGGCCACACCCGA